Molecule: messenger RNA, 852 nt
Organism: Cornus florida
Lineage: Eukaryota; Viridiplantae; Streptophyta; Magnoliopsida; Cornales; Cornaceae
Product: glycine-rich protein 5-like
Exons: 3
Coding region: 1-852 (283 amino acids)
Source: RefSeq, a predicted model, not a curated record
AUGGAGUAUUGGGUACAAUGCUUUGAGAAUGAUGAGUUUACGAAAGAUGAUUAUGAAAGUCUUGAAGACAAAGUUGUGGAGAAUGAAGAGGUGUAUCGUGCAAAAGAAGUUGAAGAUUUUGGAGAUUCAAAAGUUGAAGGAGAAUUUGAAAUGGUGAAUAAGGAAGAGGUAAGAAAAGGUGUUAAAGAAGAGAUUGAAAAAGUGAAGGAGGAUGAAGUGAAAAUAGAAGAUUUAGAAGAAGGAAGUGCUAAAGAACAGGCAAAAGUUCAAGUUGGUGAAUUAACAUCUUCAGAAAACCCAAGAAUUGGGUCUCUGUUAUAUGCGGGCGUAGUUGAGGGGUUGGUCGAGCGCGCGGUGGCUGGAGGCGGAGAUCUUGCCGUGGACGAGGUUGGUGUCGAAGUGGCCGGUAGAGGCGGAAGGAAGCUUGUAAGCUCAAAGACUUCUCUGGAAGAAGAAAAAGGAUUGUUUCACCGGGGAGGAUUAGGUGGUGGAGGCGGUGGUGGAUUCGGAGGUGGCGGUGGCGGUGGAUUGGGUGGAGGUGCUGGUUCUGGUGGUGGAGCAGGCUUUGGUGGAGGUGCUGGUGCUGGUGCUGGUGGAGGAGCAGGUGGUGGACUUGGUGGAGGUGGUGGUGGAGGGUUCGGGGGAGGCAGUGGCGGAGGAGUAGGUGGCGGGUCUGGUUUUGGAGGAGGAGCUGGUGGUGGGUUUGGAGGAGGGUCUGGACUUGGUGGGGGAGCUGGAGGUGGUGGUGGUGGUGGAGGGUUUGGCGGUGGUGGUGGCGGGGGACUUGGUGGAGGUGCUGGUGGCGGAUUUGGUGGAGGAGCUGGCGGCGGCGUUGGAGGUGGACUGCCUUGA